Molecule: messenger RNA, 1842 nt
Organism: Paramecium pentaurelia
Lineage: Eukaryota; Ciliophora; Oligohymenophorea; Peniculida; Parameciidae
Source: the annotation of a GenBank genome assembly
AUGAGUUCUUAAUCAAUUUCAUCUUCAGAUUUAUCAAUUUCAGAUGAAAUGAGUUCCAUAAAAACUGAUUAAGAUAGAAUGUUGUAAAAUUCAAACAUAUUAAAACAUGCUAAUUAAGAUAACAAUAAUUGUUUAAAGCACCCAAAUAAAAAAGUAAUUUGUUUGUUAAAAAAUAGGCAAAAUUUUAUGUAUAACAAAAUAGUAAUUAAUUAUUUUGUUCAAAAUGUGCAUUAAAUUUAGCUUUAUAAGGUCUUAAAAUAGAAGAAACAUAAGAGGUAUAAUUGGAAAUAUAAAGGAAAGAUAAAAUAAAUAAUUUUCAGAAGGAUUUACAUUAAGCUCUUUAAUAAUGUGAUUAAAAAUUAGUUAACUUGAAUGAUAUUAAGAAUAACUUAAUAAACUAAUGGGAAGAAUAGAAUAUAAAUUGCGAUGAAUUUUUUUAUGUUGUUCAAAAGACAACUAAUUAGUUAAGAUAAACAUAUUAGCAAAAAUUAUAAAAUGAUUAUACAACCUAUUAAAAUCAAGUUUAGGAAUAAGUAGAAAAUAUCAAACUAUUAAUAUAAUAAUUGAAGCAAUUUUCUAUUGAUAUUUUCUCGAAUCAUGAUAAUAUAGUUAAGAAAAUGGAAAUGAAACCUUUUGAUGAAAUUAUGCAAAAGUACUAAAAAAAAGUAGAUGAAAUUAGAUAUCAAUAAUUUAAUAGUCAAUAUCAAUUAUCUUUAAAAUAGCUAAAUGUUGAUUAAAAUUAAAUUCUAACAUAUAUGAAUAAAAUGUGUUAUAUUUUGUUAAUAAAAAAUGAUAGUAUGGAAUAUAAUUAAAAGACGAUGACUAGUUAGUAAAAUUUAGAAUUUAAUUUGUCUAAUAAUUAAUAAUAUUUUGAUAUGUUUGAAAAUGAGGAAAUUAAUAGUCCUAUCUCUAAUAUCAAUUAAAUACAAUUUCAAUCUUCAAUUAGUCAACAGUUUAAUAAAUUUGAAUCAAUCAAUUCAAAUCCUGUCAGAAGUAAUGCAAAUACACCUGAAAGUUGGAAAUAAAAACUUAGUUUGAGAAGGGAUAAUAUAACACCAAAUGAUAAAAUUUCUUAUUAAAAUAGUUCUCGUGUUUUAGAAUAAGUUAGCUCGAAAAAAGUACUUUAAAAGUAAUUAAUUGAAAAAUAUUCUUAUAAAUACAAUAAAAAAUAAAAAACUACAACUGAUUGUGAAAGAAUAAGUGAAAAAUCUUAUUCAUUAUUAAAUAAUAAUAUGAGUUGCUUUCAAAUAUAAAAAUUUAUAAAAGAAGCGGAAAGAGGAAGUCUUGAAGAUAGAAAAUUAACUCCAAAAUAAAAGGUUAUACCUGUUAGUAAAUCUAUUGUUUAUGGAUAAGUUUAUAAUAAUUAAAUAAAGAAUAAUUCAAAUUAGAAAUGUAUUUAUAUAAUUAUUAUAUUUAGCUUAGUAAAAUCUAAUAUAAAAUUACAUUCAUAAAUAAUAAUAUGGUUCAGUUCCAAAUUUAAAAUCACCUUCUCAUAUAUAAUAAUAAAGUGAUCCUGUCUAUUUGCAUCGUUAGUAAGAAGGGCAUUUAAGAUCCAAAUCAAAAUAAAUUAAACCUUAAUCUAUUGAAUAAGAAAGUAAAAGAUAGUUUAUAAUGAAUGUUGGUAUUAAUUCAAUUCAGUAAGUUUAAAAUGAAGACACAUUGAAAGAUAAAAUAUUAAAAGAGCUUUGUAAUCAUCCAAGUGAAUAAAUUUAUGGUUAAGUAUUAAAAAAUCAUUAAUAAAAAUAAAAAAAUCGUAAAGCAACAAGCAAAGAAAAUUUUGAAUGGACUUCUUAGAAAAAUAGAAGAAUAGGAUAAAAUAUAAAUAAGAAAUAAUAAUAAUGA